Molecule: messenger RNA, 1789 nt
Organism: Teleopsis dalmanni
Lineage: Eukaryota; Metazoa; Arthropoda; Insecta; Diptera; Diopsidae
Product: cytosol aminopeptidase-like
Exons: 9
Coding region: 134-1732 (532 amino acids)
Biological process (GO): proteolysis
Cellular component (GO): cytoplasm
Molecular function (GO): manganese ion binding; metalloaminopeptidase activity
Source: RefSeq, a predicted model, not a curated record
UGCUAUAUAUUUUUAUUCAACGCUUUUUAAAGUUUCCUUUAUACGUAUUGGGAUCAAACACUCAAAUACCAUCAAAAUUAAUAUACAAUUUAAAGAGGAUUUAUUUUUUACAAAGAAGAUUUUAAUAAGAAAAAUGUCGACAUUACGAGCUGCAUAUUCUGCAAAUUCAAAAGCGAAUAAAUUUUUAAAUUCGAGUAAUGCGAAAAUUGAAAUAAAAUUUCUGAGAUAUUAUUCACCAGAUGAAAAAAAACAAUUGAAAGGCAUUGUGAUUGGUUUAUAUGAGAAAGAAGAUGAUAAAGGACCAAAACUCACAACGAGCGCCGAGAAAUUUGAUGAUCGAGUUCAAGGAAAAAUAUCGGAACUUGUCAAAGAAUAUAAUCUGUCUGGAAAGGUAGGCAGAUAUAAAAUUUUUAAUAAUAUUGAUCCAGAAUAUCGUUCUGCAAUUGUUGUCGGUUGCGGCCGUGAAGAUAUCGGUUUUAAUGAAUUAGAAUUUAUAGACGAAGGAAUGGAGAAUGUGCGUGUAGCUGCAGGCAUUGGAGCACGACGUUUACAAGCAUUGGAUAUGACAGAAGUUCAUAUUGACUCUAUGGAAUAUCCCGAGCAAGCUGCUGAAGGUGCAUCUUUAGGUAUAUGGCGAUAUCAAGAAUAUAGAAAUAAAAAAGACAGAGAAGGCUUACCAAAGCUAGAACUUUAUGAUUCACCUGACGUGGAUGCUUGGACGCGAGGCUUAUUUAAAUCAGAGGCACAAAAUUUAGCUCGACGCUUAAGUGACACACCAGCUAACCAAAUGACUCCUACCACCUUCGCGCAAUCAGCGGUUGAUGCGUUAUGUCCAUGUGGUGCAUCUGUUGAGAUACGCACAAUGGAUUGGCUUGAACAGCAGCAAAUUAAUUCAUUUUUAAUGAUAGCGAAGGGUUCAUGUGAACCUCCGGUGAUGUUAGAAAUUCAAUACUGUGGCACUUCACCAGAUGAUAAACCAAUUAUGCUACUUGGUAAAGGAAUAACCUUUAAUAGUGGAGGAAUAAAUCUACGUCAUCCGAAUGGUAUGGACGAAUAUCGAGGUUCAAUGGCUGGUGCAGCUGUUGUAUUAGCAACAAUGCGUGCAGCUGCAGCACUUUCUUUACCCAUAAAUAUUAGUGCAAUAAUUCCAUUAUGUGAAAAUAUGCCGUCAGGCAUGUCAGUAAAACCUGGCGACAUUGUGACGCUGCUAAAUAGAAAAACUAUGGCCGUACGGGAUGUAGAUAAAGCUGGAGUUGUCGUUAUGGCUGAUCCAAUGCUUUAUGGGCAAAGUCAAUACAAGCCGCGCUUAGUAAUUGAUGUUGCCACACUCAGUUAUGGCGUUCAGAAGACAUUAGGAGGUGGCGCUACGGCUAUAUUCUCUAAUUCGCAUUAUAUUUGGAAGCAAUUCCAAAAAGCUGGCUCUCUAACUGGUGACAGAAUGUGGCGAUUUCCGUUAUGGCGUUUUUAUAAAAAACUUGUAACCGAGCAUGUUAGUUUCGAUAUAAGCAAUAAUGGUAGUGGGCCUGCGUCAGGCUGUCUGGCAGCUGCUAUAUUAAAUGAGCUAGUGCCAUGCGUAGACUGGGCUCAUUUAGAUAUAAGGGGCGUGGGCAUGUUAUCACGUUUUGGUGUGAUACCUUAUCUGCGAAAAGAUCGUAUGACCGGUCGUCCAACGCGCACGCUUAUACAAUUCUUAUAUCAAAUGGCUUGUCCAGAUAAACAAAAAACAAUGUGAAAAAAUUACAGAUGUUUAUAGAUACAAUUUUACUUUAUCUAUUAUAUAUUUUUAAUA